UCCUAAUGUCUAAUAAUCCCAACGACAAAUUUGCUAUUAUUAGUGUUGAAUCAAAGCCUUUUGCAGGGCAAAAACCUGGAACAAGUGGUCUACGUAAAAAGGUUCCUGAGUUUCAGCAGCAGCAUUAUACCGAAAAUUUCAUUCAAUGCGUUCUUGAUGGUGGCCUUGGUGUAAAUAAGCGUGGUUCUAUUUUAGUUGUUGGCGGUGAUGGCCGUUUUCUAUGUGCUCAAGCUGUUUCAAAAUUAAUCAUUGGUCGCGACGGAAUUCUGAGUGGUAUCAUAUUGACUGCUAGUCAUAAUCCUGGAGGCCCAAAAAAUGAUUUCGGCAUUAAAUUUAAUUGUGAAAAUGGUGGUCCCGCACCUGAUAAUGUUACUGAACGUAUUUAUGAAUUAACUACAAAAAUUAGCAAAUAUUAUAUUUGUCCGGAGUUAAAUAUCGAUUUUGGGGAAAUUGGUACUUCAACAGUAAAUAUUCAAGAUCUGGGCCCGUUUACUAUUCAAGUCAUUGACAGUAUUCGUUCAUUCAUUAGUGAAACAUCUGGAGAUGGCCGAAAAUUCAGCAUUAUUGUGGACUCAAUGCAUGGUGUUACUGGACCUUAUGUUUCGAAUAUUUUUGUCGAUCGUUUGGGUGCUCAAUCCAACUGUUGCUUGCGAACUCAUCCCGAUCCAAAUCUUACGUAUGCAAAAUGUCUUGUUGAUAAAAUGUCUGAGGGAAAAAUCGAUAUCGGGGCUGCGUUUGAUGGCGAUGGAGGAGCUUUCUUUGUUACUCCAAGUGACUCACUGGCCAUUAUAGCUGCGAAUUUGGAUUGUAUUCCUUAUUUUAAAAAGACUGGCAUUAAAGGGUAUGCGCGUUCAAUGCCAACCGCUUGUGCUGUGGAUAAGGUGGCUAAAUCGUUAGGACGUGACUGUUAUGAAGUGCCCACUGGCUGGAAAUAUUUUGGGAACUUGAUGGACGCAGGUAAAUUGUCACUUUGUGGUGAGGAAUCGUUUGGUACUGGUUCUGAUCAUAUUCGUGAGAAGGAUGGAAUUUGGGCUUUUUUGGCUUGGUUACAGAUUCUUGCCGCGAAGCGUCAGUCUGUCGAGGAUAUUGUUGUCGGACAUUGGAAGGAAUUUGGUAGAAAUGUUUAUACUAGGUAUUAUUAGA
Messenger RNA from Meloidogyne enterolobii, 1143 nucleotides. The record is from the annotation of a GenBank genome assembly. Lineage: Eukaryota; Metazoa; Nematoda; Chromadorea; Rhabditida; Meloidogynidae.